Closterium sp. NIES-65 is the source of this 1162-nucleotide messenger RNA. The record is from the annotation of a GenBank genome assembly. Lineage: Eukaryota; Viridiplantae; Streptophyta; Zygnematophyceae; Desmidiales; Closteriaceae.
GUAUCAGAGCAUCUGUCGUUCGGAGCAGCACUGCUGUGCCCAGAAGACAUCACCUCCGCGCACCAAAGGCUGGGCACGACAGCAGUGUUGGACCUGCAGCGAGCCACAGAGAAGCUCAACUGGGCGGUGGACGUGGAUGGCAUGAACCGGGCGGCAAGAGACGCUGGGGUGAUGGUGGUGCACCACCCAAUCAGGCACCACGACGGGCAUGACUUGAGGCGGAAGCUCCCAGUGGCAGUGGGGAUUCUGCACCGCCUGCUGCGCCGGGGCCUGCAUGUGCUGGUGACGGACACAGAUGGGGUGGACAGGGCGCCAGCAGUGGUGUGUGCGUAUCUGCACUGGGUGCUCGCCAUCCCCUUGCCCCAGGCUCUUCACUUCGUGUGUGACGUCCGCCCCUGCCAGCCCAACCGGGCGGCACUGGCAGCAGCAACAUGGGAUUUGGUGGCCAUGCUGCGGCGUGGGGUGAGGCACACAGGGCCUGCCACUCAUUCGGUGCAGAUCGCAUGGAACCAUGGGGGGCGCGAGGUGAUGUGCAGCUUGUCAAUGUGCUUCUGGUGGGGGAGCUCUCGGGCGGGUGGAAAAACCCAGUGGCGGCCACUCCAGUUGGGGGUUCCCAAGUUUGUUCUCGCGCUCAGGCUGCCCUCGGAUCGUGAGUCUCUGCUUCUCUCUCUCCUCUUCCGCCACGCCUGUGUGGUGCCGAAAGGUCUGCCUUUUACCAGUCAGUCACCUGCUCAAAGUCUAUUCUCUUCUCUCGCUCACACUGCCCCUCGGCACUGGCAGCAUGCAGCAGCAGACCUGCUUCCUCUCACCUCUCUCUCUCUCUCUCUCUCUCUCUCUCUCUCCUCUCUCUCUCUCUCUCUCUCUCUCUCUCUCUCUCUCUCUCUGCACGGCACUCCUUUGUGCAUCACCUUCCUCUCACCUUCUUCUCACUUCCUCUCCUGGUGCAGUUAUUGCUACGAGUUCAUAGUGGACGGCACUGGCGCCAUUGCAGCAGACCUGCUUCCUCCACUCCCUCUCUUGAUUUGCGCUUCUUUCAUCUACCGCUACAAGUUCAUAGUGGACGGGCACUGGCGCCAUGCAGCGGACCUGCCCACGGAGGUUGGACGAGUGGGGCAACACCAACAACGUGCUGCACGUGGGGUCGCUGGCUCGCCACAACAAU